CCACCUGCCGUCACACUGAGACUCAGCAGGUUUUGGUAUCACAUUAAAAGUAAAGGAGCGGAAGACUUUCAACCUUGGAGCCGCUGACUCAGAAACCAAACAAUGACAACAAUCACAAGACAUCUUGUUAACCAUCUUCUGACGUUCUCACUCCAGGAUGAUAAUUUCCAGGGUGUAGAGGAAGCCCUAUCUCGUCUCUCCUUUCUGGCUGAACAAAACAAGCUGUGGAGUCAACAGAUGUUCCUAGAUGUUGGAAGAGUAGCUGUUCAGCUCAGAGACAUACAAAGCGAGGAUGAGCUGGAGAACUACAUUUUCAAAAACAUCUACCGCUGUGAUGCCAUUAACACAGAGAAACACUUCCCAUCUCUACUUCUAUUAGUCUGCCAAAGUGUUGAUCAGAAGAAGCCGGACAUUCACUUGUUCAGCUGUGAAACUGUGAGGGCAGAGCAAAUUUGUGCUGACAUCACACAUGCAGUUUCGGCUUCCUCCACCCGAAGCAAGACGGUGCCCGAUGCCCUCAGGGUUCCUCAGAGUGGAGAAGAGAUGCUUGACCCUUAUGGGAUACCAAGCCCCCCCAUCCUACAAGCUCCAAAUGCCCCUCCAGCUAACCCUCCACCAUACCCUGGACCCAGAGCAAACGGAGUAAAAGGCGGGCCUGACAUCUCUUUCCUGCGAGCAGAGAGAGAAGUGGGGAUCCUCAAUCACUGUUUUGAUGACAUCGAGAACUUCAUGGCCAAGCUGCAGCAGGCUGCUGAGGCUGCAACAGUGCUAAACCAGAGAAAGAAGAAGAAGAAGAAAAAUAAAAAGCAAAGUGCAGAAGACGAUUUACUCGCUGCAAAGGCCUGUCCUCCACCAGAGAAGGAAUUCACAGAUAUCUUCCAGAAAUUCAAAUAUAGCUUCAGCCUCUUGGCUCGUCUGAAAUCUACCAUCACCAAUCCUUCAUCAGAGGAGCUUGUACACCAUGUGUUCAAACCCCUGGAUAUGAUGGUGAAAACAACUGGGGGGCCAGCUUUUGGAGCCUCGGUAUCCAGCCCCGCCCUGACCAACUCAGCUGUUACGUUGCUGCAGGACAACCUGAAUGAGGAGGAGAAGCAGCUGUGGACAUCUCUGGGUCCUAACUGGACGCUCCCUCUCUCUCAGCUCAGAGGACCUAUAGCUCCAUACACUCCUGUGUUCCUCGAUGGCUGGAAGCCGGAAGCUGCGAGGGCGGACGGGCAGGUUUGGGAGGAUCCGGUCGAGUCACAGCACAAACAUGAAGCCCUCCAAGUAAAACAAGAGCAGCAGCAGCAGCAGCCUCCUGGCCCUCCAGGCACCCACACCAGCAAUGAAACGGAUAAACUCCCACCAGAGUCUGAGAGAUUCUACAGCUGCAGUUACGGUUUCAUAGCCAGAAAUAGUAGUGAGCUUUCUGUGGAGCAAGGAGAGACUCUUGAGGUGAUUGAAUCGUCCAAGCGCUGGUGGAAAUGUCGUAAUCGCUUCAACCAGAUUGGAUUUGUGCCUUUCAACAUCCUGGAACCCAUUGCUCACAUAGAAAGCCCCGUCACAAACAGACCUCCCAGUGCUCCAGCACAGCCUCCCCUCGCGAAGACAGUCCCACCCAGCCCUCCUGCUCUGCCCCAAGCCCCCUCCCACUCCCCACACCCUCACCUUCGUGGUUUACCAGCAUUCAGCCAAAAUGUGCAAGCUGUAGAUGAAACAGAUAAAGCCAUGAUGGUAAAUGACGAGCUGCUUCAGAGGUUGACUAACGGAAAGACCAAUCUGCACAAACCUCUCGUCAUCCCUCGUUCCUCAGAGACAUCUGUCCCGCUGGAUUACCACUCUUCUCCAGAGGAAGUGGAAGAGUGGCUCAGAGGGAAGGGCUUCAGUGAUCCGACGGUGAAAUGUUUGGGUGUGCUUACGGGUGCGCAGUUGUUCUCCCUCAACAAGGACGAGCUACGAACUGUGAUUCCAGAGGAAGGUGCCAGAGUGUACAGCCAGCUCACAGUGCAGAAAGCACUGCUAGAGGAUGCCAGAAGGGCCACGGAGUUGGAAGCAGUUAUGGAGAAGCAGAAAAUGAAGGUUGAUCUGAAACUGGAGAGCAGCACAUUAUAAGCUGCAGCUUCUACACCACAGAGUUUCAGAUAAUGGAUUGUGUUCCUCUGGUACGAGCAGCCACUGGACUGUUGAAUUUUUAUUUUAAUGUGCCAGAAAACAAACAAGUGACUCGACUAAUAUUAAGCCUAUGAAGGCAUCAUGAGAUCACAGGUUAUCCCAACUGUAAAAAAAAAAAGAAAUGUUUUUAAUGUAAAGAGGUGUUGUACAAAAUAAAUAUUUUAAUGCUU
Melanotaenia boesemani (Boeseman's rainbowfish) is the source of this 2321-nucleotide messenger RNA. Its product is annotated as epidermal growth factor receptor kinase substrate 8-like protein 1. The transcript is spliced from 19 exons. NCBI's taxonomy places the organism in Eukaryota, Metazoa, Chordata, Actinopteri, Atheriniformes, Melanotaeniidae. The record is from RefSeq and is a predicted model, not a curated record. Bases 103 to 2091 code for a protein of 662 amino acids. Gene Ontology annotation, biological process: regulation of Rho protein signal transduction; positive regulation of ruffle assembly; Rho protein signal transduction. Gene Ontology annotation, molecular function: actin binding. Gene Ontology annotation, cellular component: vesicle; ruffle membrane; plasma membrane.